CAGCCGCCACCUUUAGUGAGUAAAUUCCAAAGGACCCUGUAGAUGAAAACCGGAAAUUGUGCUGCUCUGCCUUUCCACUCUCCUUACCCUCUCGCCGGAACCGAAUCACCACAUCGUCAGGCUCCACAAUGUCCUUCUGUCUCACCCUCAAUGCCCUCACACUGCGGCUGCAAACCCACCAACGAUUCACCGUCCUGAAACCCAGACGACCGUCACGCAUAAUUGGUUCGCCUUCGAGGCUUACGCUUCUUAGGCCAAUAAGGUCUGUACAUAAGAGUUCCGACCCACUUCCCGUCGCUCCAGUGAAACCCAGAUGGGUAAAUGUGCUGCAUACCGCAGCAAGCUUGUACCCUGUCUACGUUACGGCUGGAGGGAUUCUGGCUUGCUUGAAACCAUCUGCUUUUGCGUGGUUUGUGAAGCGAGGACCUACUUCGUAUAGCUUGUCUCUUGGGUUGAUAAUGUUGGCCAUGGGUGUGACUUUGGAGCUCAGGGACUUGAUCGGUUUGUUCAAGCAUAGGCCUCUCUCUAUUUUGUUCGGAUUUAUUGCCCAGUAUGCAAUUAUGCCAGCUUUGGGGUUGAUUAUUAGCAAAAUUUUGGGGCUUCCUCCAUCUCUUUCUGUCGGUUUGAUUUUACUAGGUUGUUGCCCUGGAGGCACUGCAUCCAAUGUGGUGACCUUAAUUGCUCGUGGGGAUGUUCCACUAUCCAUUGUAAUGACAGUCUGCACCACUCUUGGGGCUGUAUUUCUUACUCCUGUUUUGACAAAGAUUCUUGCAGGAACUUAUGUUCCAGUGGAUGCUGUUAAACUUUCCAUCAGUACCCUUCAGGUGGUUGUUGUUCCAGUUCUGCUCGGUUCUUGCAUACAGAACAUAUUUCCUGCUGCAGUGAAAAUAGUGAUACCUUUUGCACCACUUCUUGCUGUAUUAACUUCAUCACUACUUGCUUGCAGUGUUUUUUCAGAAAAUGUUGUUCGUCUUAGGUCCUCCAUUGUUAGUGCACCAUCUACAUCUGAUCCCUCAUUCAGCUUGCAGUCAAUAUUUUCUGGAGAACUGGGUCUUGUUAUACUUUCUGUUCUAUUGUUACAUUUCUUCGGUUUCUUUGUUGGUUACUUUUCAGCAGCUAUUUCUGGGUUUAAAGAACCACAACGUCGAGCAAUAUCAAUUGAGAUUGGCAUGCAAAACUCUUCCUUGGGCGUGGUUUUAGCAACAUCCCAUUUCGCUUCUCCAUUGGUUGCAUUACCCCCAGCAAUGUCUGCCGUGCUUAUGAACAUAAUGGGAAGCAGUCUGGGGUUCAUCUGGAGAUAUGUGGACCCAUCUGAUCCAAAGAUUGAAACUUGAUGAAUAGUGACAGUGAAAUUCAAUCUUUUUCAUCUUUCACCAAUAAGAUCUUAGUUCAUGCUAAUGUUGUUUGAGUUUGGUUAACAAUGCAAUAGAUGCAUUAGAAGGUUUCCACUUCCCCAGAAAUUACUGUAGAAAUGCAAUAAAAUAUACCAUCAAUUAUGUUGUGAACACAAGACAAAUUACACAGAUCAUAUCCUUGCAAUAAUACCUGACGUGUAUU
This is a messenger RNA of Rubroshorea leprosula, 1557 nucleotides long. The record is from the annotation of a GenBank genome assembly. Lineage: Eukaryota; Viridiplantae; Streptophyta; Magnoliopsida; Malvales; Dipterocarpaceae.